Didymodactylos carnosus is the source of this 876-nucleotide messenger RNA. The record is from the annotation of a GenBank genome assembly. NCBI's taxonomy places the organism in Eukaryota, Metazoa, Rotifera, Eurotatoria, Philodinida, Philodinidae.
AUGGGUUACAUGAAUUUCGGUCCACGAAUUUUUUCUCGUUUUUCGGGCGGUCUCUACAAACCGGUCUCAGUAGACACGUCCGUACUGGGUCGCGGACGUUUAUCAAAUGCAAUAGCCAAAUCGUAUUUUGAAAUUAUAAAAGAAGUAGUGUUGCAAAAGAAAACGCGACCCCGACCAGCUGAUUUUGUUACAAAGGUUUAUCAAAGUACUGUAGCACGUUUCAAGGCUGGACAGUUCGGUGUAACACAAUCAGCUCAACCGAGAAAGCCUUUAGAUGUACUUAUACCCGAAACAUGGAGACAACGUGGUAGAAAAUUACAUACAAGAGGCAUUUAUUUCAGGAGGAUAAAAAGAAGUCAAAUCACAAUCAGAAAAACCUCUAAUCGGCCACGAUCUACUACUAGUGCAUCCGAUGCAUCUCCUCUUCGGGCAACUUCAACAGAUUCUCAAUCAGUUGAUUCUUUGGAUAUAUCGUAUGAUGCUGAAUCAGUCAUUAAUGCAAAGACAAAGAGGAGUAGCACAUCCGUGGAUGACAUUCAAUCACAGUCAACUGUACCAUCAAAUCCUCAUGAAGAUCUAGCGGAUGAUUUACAGCUGGUCGAUCGAUCAAUAGAUCAACGUAUAUUAUCAACUGUUUCAGUAAAUACAAUUGAUAAUACUAACCCGAGAACUUCACGGGUUCGGACAGCUAUUAGAAAUUCAUCUUCUAAAGAAAAUAAUCAAGCAGAAAACCAAAUACGGGGUCCUCGUUCAGCAACAACGAUGCAUAUUACUACACGUUUGAAACAUAAACGUCAAAAAUUUAAAUCGCCGAGUAAAACACCGUUACAAUAUCCUAUGAAAAUAACUUCAUUACUUGGUCCAGCUUUACACUAG